GUCAAUUACAAAAAACAAAAUAACCUCUACCUCGCUGUAAACCUAUUGCAAUUAUGUAAAAUGAUGACAUUUAGACUUCACAAAUUGUGAUAUGUGGGGAUAGAACGGACGGGCGUGUGCAUGUACGCGCGUACGCGACCUCCGCGUCAUGCAGGCAAGGCCGGGUAGCAACGGGGUGUGUCGUAACGGGGAGUGUCCCGGGACAGCCUCAAAAGUAGCGGCUUUGAGCUCAGCUGCCACGCCGUCUCGACGCCUCACUGCCGCAGUCUGCAGCUAGAGCGCUCAUCGCGGCUCACUCUCUUCUCCCUUUGUCUCCGUUUGUUUCACUGAACAACUUCCAGGAUCCUACAGGUAGAAUGGCACAACACCCAGAGUUUGAGCGGGCUGGAAAGAAGCAGGGUCUCCAGGUGUGGCGGGUGGAGAACUUUGACCUGGUUCCUGUUCCUGAGAACCUGUAUGGGGGAUUUUACACAGGAGAUGCAUACAUCAUCCUCAACACCAUCAAGCAACGCUCAGGAAACCUGCAGUAUGAUCUCCAUUUCUGGUUGGGUGAUUUCAGCACACAGGAUGAGAGAGGCUCAGCGGCCAUCUUCACAGUCCAAAUGGAUGAUUUCCUCGGGGGGAAACCCAUCCAGUAUCGGGAAGUCCAGGGACAUGAGUCUAAAACCUUCCUAGGCUAUUUCAAAUCUGGGCUCAAGUACAUGAAAGGCGGUGUGGCAUCAGGUUUCAAGCAUGUCGUCACCAAUGAGGUGGUUGUACAGAGAGUCCUCCAGGUUAAAGGUCGUCGUGUUGUUAGGGCAACAGAGGUGCCAGUCAGCUGGGAUAGCUUCAACCAGGGAGACUGCUUCAUUCUGGACUUGGGAGAUGAAAUCUAUCAGUGGUGUGGCUCCCAGAGUAAUCGGUUUGAGAAGCUGAAGGCCACACAGGUUGCCAAGGGCAUCCGUGACAAUGAGCGCAGUGGCAGGGCUCGUGUUUACGUCUGUGAUGAGGGGAGGGAAAGAGAGAAGAUGAUAGAGGUCUUAGGAGAAAAACCAGAUCUGCCUCUUGGAGCUUCUGAUGACAUCAAAGCUGAUGCAUCCAACAGAAAGAGGGCCAAACUAUACAAGGUGUCCAAUGCAAGUGGAGGUAUGACUAUUGCACUGGUGGCUGAAGAGAACCCGUUCCCACAAAGCGCUCUUGAGUCAGGCGACUGUUUCAUUCUGGACCAUGGCUCUGAUGGCAAGAUCUAUGUAUGGAAAGGUCAAGAUGCCAACAUGGACGAGCGAAAGGAGUCGAUCAAAGCGGCUGAGGAGUUCAUCAAGAAGAUGGGUUACCCCAAACACACUGAAGUGCAGAUCCUGCCCGAGAUGGGCGAGACUCCGCUCUUCAAGCAGUUUUUCAAGAACUGGAGAGAUAAAGACCAAACCGUGGGAUUGGGUGUGGCCUACAUUGCUAACAGCAUCGCCAGGAUUGAGAAGGUGCCUUUUGACGCUGCGUGUCUGCACGAUUCUCCCGCCAUGGCAGCCCAGCACGGCAUGGUCGAUGACGGCAGUGGAGAGAAAAAGAUCUGGCGUAUUGAAGGAUCUGACAAGGUGCCAGUUGACCCGUCCACAUACGGCCAGUUCUUCGGCGGAGACAGUUACAUCAUCCUUUAUAACUACCAUCAUGGAGGACGUCAUGGACAUAUCAUCUACAUGUGGCAGGGAAUGGAUUCCAGCCAAGAUGAAAUUGGGGCCUGUGCUGUCCUCGGUGCCCACCUUGAUGAGGAGCUUGGUGGUGGUCCUGUUCAGGUUGUUGGUGCUCCUAUAACCACUCAGGUGAGGGUAGUGCAGGGUAAGGAGCCAGCCCACCUGAUGAGUCUAUUUGGAGGACAGCCAAUGGUGGUCUACAAGGGUGGAACGUCCAGGGAAGGAGGUCAGUCAGCUCCAGCAGAGACUCGCCUCUUCCAGGUGCGCUCCAACUCGGCGGGACACACAAGAGCUGUGGAGGUUGAUGCAGUUGCAGCCAACCUGAACUCCAAUGAUGCUUUUAUUCUGGUGAGCCCUGGAGGUUCCUUCCUGUGGGUGGGAGUGGGUGCCAGUGACACUGAGAAGACAGGAGCGCAGCAACUGUGUGACAUCCUAGGAGUGACACCUUCCGAGGUGCAAGAGGGAGGGGAGACAGUGAAUUUCUGGGAUGCGAUUGGUGGAAAGGAUGCAUAUCGCACUUCUACUAGACUUAAGGACAAGAUGGACGCUCAUCCUCCUCGACUCUUUGCUUGCUCCAACAAGACUGGAAACUUCAUUAUUGAAGAGGUACCUGGUGAGAUGACCCAGGAUGACCUCGCCACCGAUGAUGUCAUGAUCCUCGACACCUGGGAGCAGGUGUUUGUCUGGAUUGGCAACGAGGCCCAAGAGGAAGAGAAGACCGAAGCGAUGGCAUCUGCGGUGCGUUACAUCGAGACAGACCCGGCCAACAGGGACCGUAGGACGCCCAUUGUGAAAAUCAAGCAGUGCUUCGAGCCGCCCACCUUCACUGGCUGGUUCCUGGGCUGGGACCAUGACUACUGGACCAGCGACCCGCUGGAGCGCGCCAUGGCUGAACUGGCCGUGUGAGCUCCCACCUGGUCCUCUUGCUCCUCCACAGCUCAUCAUUCAACUAACAUCUGAUACUUAUAGCGACCUUUGCAAGCAGAUGACUGUUAGCUGCCAGUAUGCCUUCAGACUAAUGUAGCCAUUCCCCCCACGAAAAAGGUUGUUGGCCCACAUGGCUGCCUUCAUUGGCUUUUAAAGCCAAAUACUAGCAGUAAAAUUUUACAGGUGUGCUUCAUGUGUUUUUCAAUACAGCUUCCUACACAUUUUUAAAUAUAUUUUCUAUUUGGACACAUGCCUGAACACAGCCUGCAAAGUAAAUGAUGCCUUAACAUUGUAGUUCAUUUUUAUCCUUUUAGGUUUUGUGUUAAUGUGCCAGUUAGGAUGGUAGAUUUAUUUAUUUAGUAGCAGCGCAUGCCAUAUUUGAUAAGCUUUGCUGCUUUUUACGGCAGUUUAACUUGUCCAGUUUUAGCAAUUUAGGUUUCCCUGCACCUUGCCAUCACGACAAUAAAAUCAGAUCAAAUGUAUUGUCCGUGUCAAUGUAUUAAAAAAACAUCCAAAUUCAAGGACAAACUUUAAUAGCAUUUUAAUAUUGUUCUCCAUAUACUGUACCAGUGUGAAGACAAAACUGUAACAAAAAUGGACUUGCAUUUAAUUUCCAGCUUUAGGAUAAGAACAGUCUUCAAACACAGUAAAGAAAACAGACAAAAUUUCCCUUCUGAAAAGCAAAAUGAAAGACCAGUGCCCAUUUUAAAAGCAGAGAAACUUUUUGUACUUGGCUAAAUGUUAAGGUAAUUCCUACAGCAGACAUUUUAAGGUCUUUUUUUGUCAGUCGUUUCCAUCAAUAGUGCUUCGAUAUGACAUGCUGUUUAGAUAGGAAAACAAGUUACUUGACCUUAACAAAAAUUGUAACAUUAAUGUAACAGUUUCAGUGCAACAAUAUACUCUACAAUGGCAAAAUGUACUUCUCAAAGCUAUAUCUGAAUACACUUGAUGGCAUUGCGUGGAAAAGCAUGUGCACAUACACCUGAAUUAUUUAGCAAAGCUAUUUAGUUUGGUAUUCACUCUAGAUUGUAUCAGCUAAUGCAUACAGUACAUCACACUUAGAAAACAACACUCAAGUUGAAAGACUGACCAAUACAAAAGCUUAUUUGAAUGGCUACAGCAAAGCCCCAUGAUUUCUUCUUUUUUUUUUUUUUUUUUUUAGUUAAUAAGAGCCUGAAGCUGUAUGAAACUGCAUAGAAAUGUGUCAAAAUAAAUCCAUGGUAGUAAGUUAAG
Molecule: messenger RNA, 3827 nt
Organism: Corythoichthys intestinalis (scribbled pipefish)
Lineage: Eukaryota; Metazoa; Chordata; Actinopteri; Syngnathiformes; Syngnathidae
Gene: gsna
Product: gelsolin a
Exons: 17
Coding region: 357-2573 (738 amino acids)
Biological process (GO): central nervous system development; cell projection assembly; barbed-end actin filament capping
Cellular component (GO): cytoplasm; actin cytoskeleton
Molecular function (GO): actin filament binding; phosphatidylinositol-4,5-bisphosphate binding
Source: RefSeq, a predicted model, not a curated record